This is a messenger RNA of Musa acuminata subsp. malaccensis (wild Malaysian banana), 3379 nucleotides long. RefSeq lists its product as uncharacterized. The record is from RefSeq and is a predicted model, not a curated record. Gene Ontology annotation, molecular function: protein binding. Lineage: Eukaryota; Viridiplantae; Streptophyta; Magnoliopsida; Zingiberales; Musaceae.
GGACGUAGUCGAGCCGCCGCUCACUUUCUCGCGCGACGGUUUAGGUUUGGUUCUGUUUACUUUCUUGGAGUAGAGACCGAAAAAGAGGCGAUGGCUGCAGGGACGGCGGCGCUUCGAAAGUUGUGCGUGCUUGCUCGCUGCUCCUGCUUCUUCGUUCGAUCGGAGACACUCGACGUUGGAGGAAGUGGCGGAUUUGGGUAGGAAGCUUCGGGCAGGGAUGGUUUUUUGGAAGGAGAAAGUUGUUCCAACUGCGAUUCCCUGCGUCUUAUUUUCAGUUUGUGGAUUUCGAGGUGUGUUGGGACGAAAAAUUGCAUCUUUAGCCUAUGUUUUUGUGAAAGUUUCGAUCUUUCCGCCCAGUAUUUGGUUGUGGCUUCGAAUUGGAGUAGAGAUCGAGUGGCAGAGGGCGAGAAAAUGAACAGCCAUGGAGAAUUCCUAUUCCUAGCUUCUGUGAACACCCAUUGAAUUUUUCUUUAAUUAACUGAAAAAAUGUUUGUUACGGAUCAAAGAUGAAUAUCUGGUUACAUUUUGCUGCAGAUUUUGAGUUAGGAGGAGCUAGAUUUUAAAGGCACAUGAAGUUGGGUUAUCAACUACACAAGUUCAUCGAAUCCAUACUGUGCUGUGAAGAGUUUUAAACAUGGUGAAUGAGAUUUGUGGUUGCACUUGUAUUAGAAGCAUUGAGCUGAAUGAGGGAGAAGAUGUGUUCUUUGACUCACUUGAUUACUUUUGUACCUCUUUUGAUCCUGAAUCAUCUGGAUCUUAUCUGGUUCAGGAGUCAGAUUUUGAGAUUAGAAAGUUUCCCUAUGAGUUUUGGAUGAAAGAAUUGCCAACUGUUAGUGUUCGCGAAAGACGUAACAAAUUUUUACGUGAAACAGGCUUUGAUAAAUUAAUCUUAUCCAAAUUAGGAUGCACAAAAGAACCAGGAGGAGUCAGACAUACUGUUCCUUUAGAGCAGAUAGACCUGGAAAUGAAUGUGGACUCUUUAUUAUCACCUGCUUAUGGUGGAAAUGAUGAUUCUACUUGUUCGUUAGGGGCUUUGGUUACAGAAAAGAACAUUGUAGUCCAAAACCUUGGUCAAAAUGGUUCCAUUGCCAUGCUUAAUGAAGUUGAUUCCAACAGAACGACGUCAUGGCAAGAAAUUGAGACUUAUGUAGGGUCACAAGUUGUUCAACCAUUCUUGGGGGAAGAAACUAGACCCAAUGGAACGAGAAGAGAUAGGACUCUCAUUGAAGACAAAAAACUAAGCAGAAGAUGGUGGAGAAGAUUGACGUCAAAGAUGAGUGCUGGGGGCACAUACAUAAAAUAUGCUGUAACAGGAAAUUCAGAAUUUCCUAAGAUGCUGAUGAAAAAAGUAAUUCAUGAGAAUAAGAACAACACAGAAAUCAGAGUCUUUUGCAUGGUACAGGAAAUUGUUGCUCAUAAGAGUUUGAUUAGGACCAUGAAGUUCAGUCCAUGUGGGACAUAUCUAGCUACUGGUGGUGAAGAUUGUGUUGUUAGGAUCUGGCGUUUUAGAGAAGUUGAAGCAUCUCACAAUUGUCUUGUUGCAGAUGGUUCCUCUAGUUUGCAUGACACGAAGUCCAAAUUCAGAAGAAAGGGCUUUAGUUGUGCUUCUUUUGUUAGUCCAGAUGAGAUUCUUAAGUUAGAGAAAGUUCCACUGCAUGAAUAUUUUGGGCAUACCAGUGAUAUUUUGGACCUUUCAUGGUCAAAGUCUGAUUGUCUGCUUUCAGCAUCAAAGGACAAAACUGUUCGAAUGUGGAAAGUUGGUUGUGAAAGCUGCAUUAAAGUUUUCCAUCACAAUGAUUGUGUGACCUGUAUUCAGUUCAAUCCUGUUGAUGAUCAAUACUUCAUCAGUGGCUCGAUAGAUGGAAAAGUGCGCAUCUGGGGCAUUGAUGAGAAUAGAGUUGUUGAUUGGGCUGACACAAGGAAUAUUAUCACAGCUAUAUCUUACCAAACAGAUGGAAAGGGAUUUGUUGUUGGCACUCUUACAGGAAACUGUCGUUUCUAUGUUUAUACAGACAACAAUCUGCAGUUGGAGAGAGAACUUUGUAUACGGGGUAAAAAGAAGUUGAUAGGCAAACAGAUAACUGGUUUACAGUUUUGCCCUGGAGAUUCUAAGAAGGUCAUGAUCACAUCAGUUCACUCUAAAAUUCGAAUUUUUGAUGGAUUUGACAUUGUCCAGAAGUUUGGAGGUUCCUGGAAAUCAAAGAGUUAUGUGGCUGCGUCAUUUACAUCUGAUGCAAGAUACAUUGUUUCCAUUGAUGAAAACUCCAAUAUCUGCAUCAGGGACUACAGUAGCUCAGCCAUUCCAUUGUCAAAGGGUGUGGAGUCAAUAUAUCCUUGUGAAGGUUUCUUUACUGAAGGAGUGACAGUUGCAGUUCCAUGGCCUGGCAUUGAAACAAGAGGGGCAUAUUCAUACAACACCAGCAUACAUUCUUCUGCCCCAUUUGAACAUUUUCCAAAGUCAGUCAGUCAGUGCCAGCACCGAGAUUUCUUUUCUCUUCGUUCCUGUUUCUCUGCUGGUGGUACUUCAAGAGCUUCAGCGACGUGGCCAGAGGAGAAACUUCCUGUAAUUCCCGUACCUUCUAAACGAGUUAAUCACAACCAUAUGCAUCACCUUUGUCAGAGAUAUCAAGAAUCCGAGUCUCUUGUAGCCACAUCACGUUUGCUUAUUGUAACUGGAAGCUGCAGCGGCAUGAUCAGGUUGUUCAAUUAUAGGAGGUUACCUAUUAGAUUCUGCUGAUAAGAUUCAUCUACUCUCUUUGGAACAUGAAAGCUCGUGUUUCUUGUGGUUGGCAUGGUUAUUUGACCCAUAUUUGGGUAUUCUUCUUCCCGACGCAAGGCAGUUGGGUUCUUUUUCAUGUCAGCCAUCUUCCAAAAUCAUCGGUGUUUCGGAUCAAGGUCAGAUAAGAAGCUUCUACUUGUGCUCGACGAAAAUGGGGAUUCUUAUCAAUCUUUUUUGCAGAGGAAAAGGAGGAAAGGAAUCAACUCAGUAGUCAAGCAAUACCAAACAGGUCUUUUUGCAUUGCAUCUUUUCCUUUGUCAUCAGGGAUGUUUUGAGACACCAGUAGCCUUUUAGUUUUUCAGCUGGAUUAGUUCUUUAACCUCAUCGGAUGCCAAUCCGGCUUAUUAAUCAUACUGUAAGGCUACAAAAUGUUGGUUAACACAGUUUUUGCAAGACAAUUUUAGGUUUUUUAUCAUAGAACAUCCGAAUGUUUCGUCUUCCACUGUGAUACCAGCAGGCAUCUCUGGUUGCAAUCAUCAAGGGACCAUUUUGUGCUGCAAUGUCCCUGUACUAGCAAACAAUAUAUUUCUGUAAUCCUUUGACCCUCCUUAGAUUUUGUGUUGACUAAAGUUGCUCUUUCUUAUGAUCAUUUAAUUUAUU